AUGGCGGGAGUUAACAAGCCAGGCAAGCCGAAGUCGAAAAGACGUCCCGUUCGCCUCCGGGAGAGCAUCAAGAAAGCGUCGGCCGCCAAGCAGAAGAAGGACCGCAAGGCGGGAAAGAAGAAUCCAGAAUGGCGAUCGAAAUUGAAGAAGGACCCGGGAAUCCCGAACCUGUUCCCGUACAAGGACAAGAUCCUCGCCGAGAUUGAGGAGGGCCGGAGAAGGAAGGCCGAGGAGGCAGAGAAGCGCAGAGCCGAUGCGAAGGCCACCAAGACCGGGGAGAGAAGCGGCGAGCAGGUCGAGCGCGAGGUUGAGGCCCGCAUGGAGGGUGUGGAGGGGGACGAUGCCAUGGAUGAGGAUACGGACGAGGAUCUUGACGAGGAUGCGAACCCCAUGGCGGCCUUGCUGGCGAGCGCAAGAGCUGCAGCUCAGGAGUACGAGGACGACCUUGAAAGCGACGACGAGGUGGGUGAGGAUGACGCGUCGGACUCUGACGAUCAAGAGGCGGGCGUUGAGCUAUCUGGACUGCCCACACGGAAGGAUGGCUCGAGGAAGGCAUUCGACAAGAUCUUCAAGCAGGUGGUAGAGCAGGCCGAUGUCAUCCUCUACGUCCUCGACGCCCGCGACCCCGAAGGGACCCGGUCCAAGGAAGUCGAGCGCAUGGUCAUGGCUGCGGCAAGCGGUGGGAAGCGGCUGAUCUUGAUCCUCAACAAGAUCGAUCUCAUCCCCGCCCCGGUCCUCACGGCAUGGCUCCUCCACCUCCGACGAUACUUCCCUACGAUCCCGCUCCGGGCUUCUGGCCCCGCGCCAAACGCGCACACGUUCAACCACAAGCAACUGACCGUCCAGAGCACAUCCCAGACGCUUUUCAAGGCCCUGAAAUCAUUCGCUGCUGCGAAGCAGCUCAAGCGUGCCAUCUCGGUCGGCGUCAUCGGGUACCCCAACGUGGGCAAGUCAUCCGUCAUCAACGCUCUGACUUCUCGCAUGGGGGGCGGCAGUGCCGCGUGUCCCGUCGGGGCCGAAGCAGGCGUCACCACGUCUCUCCGCGAAGUCAAGAUUGAUAGCAAGCUGAAGCUUCUCGAUUCUCCCGGCAUCGUGUUCCCCAGCGCCGGCGACGGGCGCAAGGUCGCGAAAGAGGAAGAGCAGGCUCGUCUCGUCCUCUUGAACGCCGUUCCACCCAAGCAGAUUGAAGACCCGGUCCCGGCUGUCAACCUGCUGCUGAAGCGCCUGUCGGGCGCGGAAGGCAUGAUGGAUAAGCUGAUGGCUGUCUACGGCCUCCCCCCGCUGAUGCAGACCAACGGAGACCCGACGACGGAUUUUCUCAUCCAGGUGGCGCGUAAGAGGGGACGUCUCGGCAAGGGCGGAGUCCCGAAUCUGAACAGUGCUGCAACGACGGUCAUCACAGACUGGAGAGACGGCCGUAUCCAGGGCUGGAUGGACGCUCCCGUCCUGGCGAUCGCGCCGACCGUCGCGGGUGCCAGUGGUGGUGCCGCCCCUGCAGGCGGUGACCAGAAGGAGAUUGUCACGGAGUGGGCCGCCGAGUUCAAGCUGGAGGGACUCUGGGGUGACGGGAAGGCCGAGGAGGUUGUUGCGGAUGAUGCCAUGCAGGAGUGA
This is a messenger RNA of Drepanopeziza brunnea f. sp. 'multigermtubi' MB_m1, 1611 nucleotides long. RefSeq lists its product as uncharacterized. NCBI's taxonomy places the organism in Eukaryota, Fungi, Ascomycota, Leotiomycetes, Helotiales, Drepanopezizaceae. Gene Ontology annotation, cellular component: nucleolus. Gene Ontology annotation, molecular function: GTP binding. The record is from RefSeq and is a predicted model, not a curated record.